AUGAAUGACGGCAGUUAGUUAUUUGUAGGUUAAGGCUAGAUUAGCGAAAAAUGAAGUUCAAAGAUUAUAAAGCUUACAAAAAAAAAUUUUAAAAACCUUGAAAUUAAAUUUAAAUGCAUAAGCUUACGUCUAAGGCUAAAUUUGAACUUGAGUUUAAACAUAAGACUGAAGCUUGGGUUUGAACUUGAGCUUAAGCAAAAACCUGAGCUUAAGCUUAAACCUACAUCUAAUGCCAAUUUUGAAGUCUAGCUUAAGUCUAAUCCUAAGGUAAGACGAAGCCUAAGCUUGAACGAGAGCUUAAGCUUGAGCCUGAGCCUAAGCCUGAGCCUGAGCCUGAGCCUGAGCCUGAGCCUGAGCCUGAGCCUGAGCCUGAGCCUGAGCCUGAGCCUGAGCCUGAGCCUGAGCCUGAGCCUGAGCCUGAGCCUGAGCCUGAGCCUGAGCCUGAGCCUGGGCCUGGGCCUGAGCCUGAGCCUGAGCCUGGGCCUGAGCCUGAGCUUGAGCCUGAGCCUGAGUCUAAGCCUGAGCCUGAGCCUGAGCUUGAGCUUGAGCUUGAGUUUGAGCUUGAGCUUGAGCUUGAGCUUGAGCUUGAGCUUGAGCUUGAGCUUGAGCUUGGCUUAAGCUUGAGCUUGAGCUUAAGCGUAAACCCAAAAAAACUUUAA
Bursaphelenchus okinawaensis is the source of this 659-nucleotide messenger RNA. NCBI's taxonomy places the organism in Eukaryota, Metazoa, Nematoda, Chromadorea, Rhabditida, Aphelenchoididae. The record is from the annotation of a GenBank genome assembly.